AUGACGCUCAAAUAUCUUAUCACGGGCGCGACGGGUGGGUUUGGCAGCCAAGUUCUAGACUUUUUCAUUGCCAAUGUCCCCUUGGGUGAGUUUGCCGUCUCGUCUUCCCAGAUCAGCAACCGGUCCAUGUUUGAGAGUCGUGGAAUUCAAUUCCGUCAUUUGGACUACGAGGAUCCAGCCACUCUGGAGGUGGGUCUCCACGAAGUGCAGAAUCUGCUCUUCGUCAGCACGAAUACGAAUGUGAUACAUAUCGAUCGAAUUCUCAGACAUCACCAAAAUGUCGUGGCGGCGGCUGCCAAGGCUCUUGUUGGACAUGUAUGGUACACAUCCUUGCCCUUUGGCGGCUUUGAGGAUGACUCAGUUGUUGCGGUCCAACAGCAUCAUAUAGCUACAGAAAAGAUGCUCAGGACAUCCGGUCUGACUUACACCUUCAUUCGUGAGGGUAUUUACACCGAGGCAUUCCCACUAUUUCUCAACUGGUAUGCCGAUACAGCCCACAUCAUCCUUCCGUACGAUGGCGAGAUAGCCUUUACUAGUCGAGAUGACCUUGCCGAGGGUACUGCACGCCUGAUGCUGGGCGGUGGGUACGAGCAUAAAACCGUACUUUUCACUGCGGGCGAGACAAUUACUGCAAGGGAGAUAGUGGAUACAAUUAAUCAAACCACCGGUCGUCAGCUGAACGUCCAAUAUGUAUCUAAGGAGGAGUUUCUCGCACAUCAUACCCAGCAUGACAAAGGAAGGAAGUCAGUGGUGCUUUUCGAGAUACUUGCCUCGUGGUGGAUGGCGGCUGCAAGGGGGGAACUGAAGACCGUGGACCCGUUGUUGGGCGAAAUACUGGGAAGGGAGCCCUUGACGCCGCAUCAUGCCGUGCAAAAGCUUUUGCAGAAUGGUGGAGAUCAUACCUGGCACCAAAAUUAUGCAUGA
Messenger RNA from Penicillium odoratum, 924 nucleotides. RefSeq lists its product as uncharacterized. The transcript has 3 exons. Bases 1 to 924 code for a protein of 307 amino acids. The record is from RefSeq and is a predicted model, not a curated record. Lineage: Eukaryota; Fungi; Ascomycota; Eurotiomycetes; Eurotiales; Aspergillaceae.